GCAACGCGACUCCGCGAGGGUCCGUGUCGCGUCCGUUCGCUAGACCCAAUUGCGUUUCUCUCUCUCUCAUUUUCUUUUAGCGUCAUGUCUGAUGAUAAACGCGUCGUUUAUCUAGAAGACGUCGAAACAGCAGUGCUGUCGACUGCGGAUACUAAAAAUAUAACUGUUACGCCUAGUUCAUCGCAAGAUGGCUCAGUCAAGGCCACAGUGACGACGCAGGCAACAGGCACGCUCAAAAGGCAGCGCACCCUUAUGGAUAUGAUUUCUGGACCACAGAAUUCCAAAAGUGCAGAACCAGCGACUAAGAAGCUGAAGUCGUCGUCAAGCUCCGGCUCUGCCAAAAUUGCCGUGGUCGGAGUCAACGUUCAGCGCUUGAAUGCGAUACCUUUCUCCUUGUCUCAAUACAUGGAAUCUAUUCCGGAAGAUCACAGACAUUUGCUAAAGCUAGAAACCGAAUGCAUGGGCAAGAGUUGGUUGAAACUUCUAAAGGAAGAGAUCAAAAAACCAUAUUUUAUUUCCCUCAAGAAGUUCCUGUGGGAGGAAGGGGUCCAUGGGCCUGAAGAUAGCGUUAAAUCUCUCAAAGUAUACCCUUCACCAAAAAAUAUUUAUGCGUGGUCCAACACGCCUCUUGGAAAGGUGAAGGUCGUAAUCAUUGGCCAGGACCCCUACCACGGUCCGAAUCAAGCCCAUGGCCUCUGUUUCUCCGUCCCCAAGGGCGUCACUGUGCCACCUUCUUUGAGAAACAUCUAUGCUGAGAUUAAAGCCGAGUGCCCGGAGUUCGAACCUCCUAAGCAUGGUAAUCUAACGGCGUGGGCUGAGAACGGUGUCCUCAUGUUAAACACCUGCCUCACUGUGAAGGCAAACCAAGCAGGAUCCCAUUCCGGCAAGGGCUGGGAAGAAUUUACUGACAAGGUCGUCGACGUGGUUGACAAGUAUGGCGGUGCCAAUCUUUCGUCCGGCGGUGAUUCCGACAUGAACGGGAUUGGGCGCGGUGUGGUAUUCUUGGCUUGGGGGUCAUGGGCCGCAAAGCGGGUGGCCAAACUUAACAAGACAAAACACUUGAUUCUUACUAGUGCCCACCCUUCGCCCUUCAGUGCUCACAAAGGCUUUCUGGGCAACGGUCAUUUCGAGGCUGCGAAUAACUGGCUCGAGAAGAAAUAUGGACCUGGCGGCAGAGUCGACUGGUGCAAUCUGGACUAAUUGAACUAAUCAGUGCGCAUACGAUACCACACUUGUUAAUAUACCUACAGGACACUGCCUGUACAUAUUGUAUACACCGCGUAGUUUUCGCUAGUGGGUCUCAAAUUGUUGGC
Messenger RNA from Suillus paluster, 1313 nucleotides. Its product is annotated as uracil-DNA glycosylase-like protein. Bases 85 to 1200 code for a protein of 371 amino acids. The record is from RefSeq and is a predicted model, not a curated record. Lineage: Eukaryota; Fungi; Basidiomycota; Agaricomycetes; Boletales; Suillaceae. Gene Ontology annotation, molecular function: uracil DNA N-glycosylase activity. The transcript is spliced from 8 exons. Gene Ontology annotation, biological process: base-excision repair, AP site formation via deaminated base removal; base-excision repair. Gene Ontology annotation, cellular component: nucleus; mitochondrion.